This is a messenger RNA of Malurus melanocephalus (red-backed fairy wren), 711 nucleotides long. It is a transcript of the gene GNG13, whose product is annotated as G protein subunit gamma 13. The transcript is spliced from 3 exons. Lineage: Eukaryota; Metazoa; Chordata; Aves; Passeriformes; Maluridae. Gene Ontology annotation, molecular function: G-protein beta-subunit binding. The record is from RefSeq and is a predicted model, not a curated record. Gene Ontology annotation, biological process: sensory perception of taste; phospholipase C-activating G protein-coupled receptor signaling pathway. The coding region runs from base 281 to 484 and encodes 67 amino acids. Gene Ontology annotation, cellular component: heterotrimeric G-protein complex.
CCAUCCCGGGCGCUCCCGCCCAGCGGAGCCAAAUCCCCCGGGAGCGGCGGGGGGAGGACGCUCCCAUUAUCCGGCUCCUGCCGCGGCGGGGGCAGCCGGACCAGCCGUGCAUUAAUAGAUUAUCCCGAGCAUUUGGGAUCGCCGGGAGCCACGGAAGAGCUCGCGGGAGGAACACGGRCAAGGCCAGCGCUGCUUCCAGAGCCGGCGGCGACAGCCACGGCUCUAUUUUCACUGCUGUCGGUAUUCCUAAACCAGCCCAACGGAGCCCUCGGAGAGCGCGAUGGACGAGUGGGAUCUCCCACAAUGGAAAAAAGAGGUGGAAAGCCUCAAGUACCAGCUGGCCUACAAGAGGGAGAUGUCCUCCAAGACUAUACCUGAGUUCGUGAAGUGGAUCGAGGACGGCAUUCCCGAGGAUCCCUUCCUGAACCCGGAGCUGAUGAAGAACAACCCCUGGGUGGAGAAAGGCAAAUGCAUCAUCCUCUGAGGGUCCCCUCUCUGCAGCCCCUGCUCAGCAGUUUUKAUUAGUUAGCUCCGAGUCCAACAUGAGAACCUGAACAAAAACCCUGCCCUCACCUCAUUUCUUCUUAGUGAUAGAAGGGGUUUUAGAAAUAGGGGGGAUACAGGGAAAGCGCCUGGGAUGGGCAGCAGCAGCAGCAGCACAGGCUUUUCCAGGGGUUUGCUGCACUUUCAACUCCCACUUCUGCCACCCAA